This is a messenger RNA of Lampris incognitus (smalleye Pacific opah), 2273 nucleotides long. It is a transcript of the gene ccne1, whose product is annotated as cyclin E1. Lineage: Eukaryota; Metazoa; Chordata; Actinopteri; Lampriformes; Lampridae. The record is from RefSeq and is a predicted model, not a curated record. The transcript has 12 exons. Gene Ontology annotation, cellular component: cytoplasm; centrosome; cyclin E1-CDK2 complex. Gene Ontology annotation, molecular function: cyclin-dependent protein serine/threonine kinase regulator activity. Gene Ontology annotation, biological process: G1/S transition of mitotic cell cycle; regulation of cyclin-dependent protein serine/threonine kinase activity. Bases 148 to 1455 code for a protein of 435 amino acids.
CUCAAAAAGCCAUAGACCAAUUUUCAAUAAGCUCAUUUUAGCUACGCUGAUAUAAUAUCCAUAUCGAUUUCAACUGCAGACAAGAGUGAACUUCAAGCCGGAAUCUUGAGGUUUACUCUGAUUCUAAGGGACACUUUUUACAUUAUAAUGCUUGGAAAAAGGCAAGAGACGGAAUCGAAGUCUGUUGCUUCUGGGGCACCUAAGCAAAAAGCAGCACGAUCGAGAAAGAGGAAGGCAGAUGUUGCCAUUUGUUUGCAAGAUCCUGACGAGGAGGUGGCAGAGAUGACAAAGAAGAAGCAGCUUGAUUCUGAGCUGUGCCAGAGUCCUGAAGCUGGUUACACAAGUCCACACAGGUGGAUCCCCACACCUGAUCAGGAAGAGGACCAACCAGUUCCUCUAAUUAGUUCAGGCUUCCCCCACUACAACUUAAGCAGCAUAUUUAUAACCCCUGUUCAUGCCUCCCCUCUCCCUGCAUUAUGCUGGGCGAGUAAGGAUCUUGUAUGGCACCUCAUGCUGGAGAAGGACAAGAGCUACACCAGGGAUGUCCAUGUGAUGGAGAAACAUCCCCAUCUCCAGCCCAAAAUGAGGGCCGUUCUUUUGGACUGGCUCAUGGAGGUGAGUGAGGUGUACAAACUGCACCGGGAGACAUACCACCUGUCCCAGGACUACUUUGAUCGCUUCAUGGCCACGCAGAGCAAUGUCUUCAAGUCAACACUGCAACUCAUAGGCAUCACCUGCCUUUUCAUUGCUGCUAAAGUGGAGGAGAUGUACCCUCCCAAGGUGCAUCAGUUUGCUUAUGUCACAGAUGAGGCCUGCACUGAGGAUGAGAUUCUCAGUAUGGAGCUCAUCAUAAUGAAGGAGCUAAAAUGGAGUCUUAGCCCUCAGACUCCCAUCUCCUGGUUGAACAUUUACAUGCAGAUGGCCUACCUGAAAGAGACCGAGGAGCUGCUCAUCCCUAGAUACCCUCAAGCAACAUUCACACAGAUCGCUGAGCUGCUGGAUCUAUGUAUGUUGGAUGUGCACAGUCUUGAGUUCUCUAAUGGGGUUCUUGCUGCAUCUGCCUUGUUCCAUUUCUCUUCCUUGGAGCUAGUGGAGAGUGUUUCAGGUCUGAAGCGGGUGGACAUGGAAGAGUGUGUGAGGUGGAUGGUGCCCUUUGCUGUAGUGCUGCGGGAGGCUGGCGGGACACCCCUAAAGAGUUUCCUGGGAAUUCCUGCCAAUGACACACACAACAUACAGACCCACGCCGCUUACCUUACAUGGCUGGCAAAGGCUUAUUCUUACCACGAAGAUGAGUUUGAGCAUCACAGCCGCUGCUCGGUCCCUUCUGGGGUCCUAACCCCACCACUGAGCAGCGAGAAGAUGGACGAGAGUCUCCGAGCUGACCACACUCUCACAGUGCCCCAAAUCAGACCCAGGAUAAGCACUCCAUCCCUGGAACCCCACCCUCUGCCGUAGAACGGCAGGACACGAAAACUGACAUGAGGCCAGCAAAAGCUUCUGGAUCGUUAUUUGUUGCUUGUAAAGCAAGUGAGGACAACGACUUGGACUGGGCUUAAAAACAUGCCUGCAUCUCUGCUUACAGUAUCUUACACUUUUUCUGCAAUGAUUCAGGAUGAGAAAACAUUGAUGGGAGCAGUAUUGUGGGCCAGGUGCUUACCUUAAGUCCAUGCUGGUUACAGCGAUCCAAACACCUCUAACACUGAGUGGUAAAUGUGCUUCAUUGUGGACAGACUUUGAAAUGGAAUUAGCAGGGCUCUUUGGAACGAGAUCACUCGGCAAAAUUGCAGCAUUGCAUCCACUUGCAGACAUGCAUGAGGUUGCUUUUUACUUUUUGUCUGCAGAGGCCAAACUGAUUCAAAAAUGGACAUUUUUAGGACGCCUGUAAUCAAUUUUGCUUGAGUGUUGCUUUUUAAAAAAAAUUGCUCAGAUAUUUUAAAGUACAGUGGACCCACCUACCCAAAUUUUUUUGAUAUGGGUCAUCUUUGGCCCUGUGCUGCUAUAGGUGGUGGGCUUUGCAUCAUGGAGGGGGGAACAGGUGAUUGUGUGUGUUUUGUGUCUAAAUGUGUUUUGGUUACAUGUUGCUCUAACCUCGCCCAUUUGUUGGACAAAACAUGUUUUGCUUGAGGACCAGUAGCUUGGCUACCCAAAUAGACCAAGCUCUUUAAGCUAAAAUUAUAUCUUUAUUUAACUUUUGUUUUAUUAUUUUACUCCCAACAUUUUUCCCCCACCACCAAAAUGGAUGUUUUAUAUUUGACUUUUUGAACAAAAUUAAA